GAAACUGAUUUUAACCUUUGUACGAAUGAAUUAAAUCACAUUUCAAUAAGAUAAAGUUGAAAAAAAAUUAAAUAGUUAAUACACUGCAAUCAAAAUGCCAGUUCAGUGUACAACAAAUUGUGGAAAAAAUGCUAUUCUCAAAAGACCCAAGACUGGACAUGCUUUAUGUAAAGAAUGUUUUUUCUUGGCUUUUGAAAAUGAAAUUCAUAACACUAUUGUAGAAGGUAAAUUAUUUAAACUUGGUGAUAAAGUUGCUAUUGGAGCAUCAGGUGGAAAAGAUUCUACAGUACUUGCAUAUGUGUUGAAAACUUUAAAUGAACGUUACAAAUAUGGAAUUGAACUGUUUCUUUUAUCCAUUGAUGAAGGAAUUACUGGGUAUAGGGAUGAUAGUUUGAAAACUGUUCAACAAAAUAAAGAUGAUUAUGGGUUACCAUUGAAAAUAUUAUCUUAUAAAGAAUUAUAUGGAUGGACAAUGGAUGAAAUUGUAGCAGAAAUUGGAAAAAAGAAUAAUUGUACAUUCUGUGGAGUUUUUCGAAGACAAGCAUUGGAUAGGGGUGCUGCUUUAUUGAAUGUAGAUUGUAUUGCAACAGGACAUAAUGCAGAUGAUAUAGCAGAAACAGUAUUAAUGAAUAUCUUACGUGGUGACAUUGCAAGAUUACAAAGAUGUACUUCAAUUAUCACAGCAGGAGCUGAUUGCAUUAGACGAUGCAAACCAUUGAAAUAUGCUUAUGAAAAAGAGAUAGUAAUGUAUGCAUAUUUUAAACAUUUGGUGUAUUUUUCAACAGAAUGUGUAUUUGCACCAAAUGCAUACAGAGGACAUGCAAGAACAUUUCUUAAGGACCUAGAAAAAAUUAGACCUUCCGCUAUAUUGGAUAUAAUUCAUUCUGGAGAAACAUUACAAAUUAAAGAUACUGUUAAAAUGCCCGAGCGACGAAAUUGUUCUCGUUGUGGAUUUAUUUCAAGCCAGGAAAUAUGUAAAGCUUGUAUCAUGUUGGAAGGUUUGAACAGAGGAUUACCAAAACUCGGUAUUGGAAAAUCUACUAAAGUGAAACGAAUAAUGGAUUCAAAUGUAAAUAAAGAUCAGGGAGGUAGUAAAGUUAAAAAUGAUGAUAAAAGUAGAUUAAAAAAUAUAGAUUUCUGACGUUUUUUUAUAUAUGUACUAUUAAAUUUAAAUAUAUGAUGCUGUGACGUUCAGGAUCGUACUUUUCAUUGUACUAAUAAUAAUCUGGAUGUUAGACGAUAUAUGCUGCAGCUUUUUGUGUAAUUGGUACCCUACAAACAGGGCAAUCAUUGAGAAUAUCAUCAGAACAAUCUUCGCAUAAGCAAACAUGUCCACAGGGAAGAAGAAUAAUUUCACGUGGAUUAGUGCGACAAACAACGCACAACUGAUCUUCUCUAAGAUCCGUGUCUCUUACUCUUUGCCGUCUUUCUUUUCGAGAUGCAGCAAGAGAUUGUCUCAGUUCUUCUGCUAUUCUCUGUUCUGAUCUAUCCUUCCAAUAACGUCGAAAGACUAUUCCACCAAUUAACAAUCCAAUUGCACCAAACAUUAUACACAGCAUUCUACAGCAUAAAAAGGUAUUUUAAAAACCUGUUUGUAUAUUAUUCAAAAUAUAAAACUCACCUGUA
This is a messenger RNA of Osmia lignaria (orchard mason bee), 1626 nucleotides long. It is a transcript of the gene Ctu1, whose product is annotated as Cytosolic thiouridylase subunit 1. Gene Ontology annotation, cellular component: mitochondrion; cytosolic tRNA wobble base thiouridylase complex. The record is from RefSeq and is a predicted model, not a curated record. Gene Ontology annotation, biological process: tRNA wobble position uridine thiolation. Lineage: Eukaryota; Metazoa; Arthropoda; Insecta; Hymenoptera; Megachilidae. Gene Ontology annotation, molecular function: tRNA binding.